UGCGUCCGUAAACACGCCCGGAGCCUGUCAUGGGGCGGGUGGAGGAGGAGGUGUCCAAGCUGGGAGGUGCCUGGGGCAGCCUCCAGGGUCCGCUCUACCAUUCCUGAACUGGUCCGGGUCCCCGUGACCGUAGCUUCAGGGAACUGUUAGGCGAAGGAGGAGGCAGUCAGAGCCAUAGCCCCUUCUUCCCCGGGGCGGGGGCCGGGCCUGGCCCGCUGAGGAGGGGGAGGGCGGGGAGGGCGCCGGGCCGGGCCAGCCUGUCUACGGAGAUGGAUGACAGCAAGGUGGUUGGAGGCAAAGUGAAGAAGCCUGGUAAACGAGGGCGGAAGCCAGCCAAAAUUGACUUAAAAGCGAAACUUGAGCGGAGCCGGCAGAGUGCGAGGGAAUGCCGGGCCAGGAAAAAGCUGAGAUACCAGUACCUGGAGGAGUUGGUGUCCAGUCGGGAAAGAGCUAUCUGUGCGCUGCGAGAGGAACUGGAAAUGUACAAGCAAUGGUGCAUGGCAAUGGACCAAGGGAAAAUCCCUUCCGAAAUAAGGGCCCUACUCACUGGAGAGGAGCAGAGCAAGUCCCAGCAGAGCUCCAGCAGGCAUCCCAAAGCUGGGAAGACAGACGCUAACACCACUUCCUGGUGAAGAUCAUACAAAAUCCAAUCGGUGAUCAAAGCCAGUGUUCUAAUGUCUAUGGAGGACAGAUGGGCAGGACUUCGCUUCUUGGCUCCAUUUACCGCUUACUGCUCAGUAGGCAUCUCUGUAAACCUGAAGUUUCUACCAAAAUGUGUGAUCAUACAUCAUGAAGGUCCUUGCGCAAUACUUAGAUUUGCCAAUAUUCAGACCUGCUCUGUAGUGCUGUCCUUGCGGUUAACAAGUUACGAUGCCUGAAACCACAGGAAUAGAGGAAAGUGGAUGAAAGCGCAUGUUUGCACCUUAGCCCCUAUGGGUUUUUUGGUUAAUUUAUAAUUUCCCUAUGUAAUUCAUGGAUCUGUUUGUAUGUGUGUUUAGUUGUCACUUCUUUUCAUGUUUCUAAUCACCCUAGAAAAAGAUACCAAAUAGGCUGUGUGUUCCCUGUGCUUCUCAGCCUUCGUGGACCCAAUAUUACUCCUUUCUAUUUACUUGGGUGAUGUUUGAU
Messenger RNA from Acomys russatus (golden spiny mouse), 1125 nucleotides. RefSeq names its product cAMP responsive element binding protein like 2 (gene Crebl2). The transcript is spliced from 4 exons. Gene Ontology annotation, cellular component: nucleus. The record is from RefSeq and is a predicted model, not a curated record. Gene Ontology annotation, biological process: regulation of DNA-templated transcription. Gene Ontology annotation, molecular function: DNA-binding transcription factor activity. The coding region runs from base 270 to 632 and encodes 120 amino acids. NCBI's taxonomy places the organism in Eukaryota, Metazoa, Chordata, Mammalia, Rodentia, Muridae.